AUGAAGCAGCGCGGCGUUGAAAGCCUGUCAGGAUCUUCGACGCUCCAGAAUGCCAAGAUGAAGCCGGUUUUUCUAUUGUUGCUCCUCGUUGUCGGCCUCUCAUCAGCUGCUAUUGUUUUACCAAAAUUACCCCUUGCGGUGUCGACCUGCCAAGUUGACUCGGAUUGUCAGAGUAAGGGUUCUGACCUCUACUGUCAGACUCACUACAACCCGCAGAUUGGGAAGCCGGGCGGGCGACGAUGCGGGAAACUACUUGAAAGCCAAUGCGUUUCGGACGAGCAUUGUGGGAAGGGAACAACUGGGGAAUGCCAAGACUAUGCUGAUGGACGCCCUGGAUACUGCCUGCCUGUAUUUCGUGGC
Molecule: messenger RNA, 360 nt
Organism: Mesorhabditis spiculigera
Lineage: Eukaryota; Metazoa; Nematoda; Chromadorea; Rhabditida; Rhabditidae
Source: the annotation of a GenBank genome assembly